UCACGAGGGGAUCUGGGGUAAAAUUGGCGGCGAUGGAGCAGAAGAGGGAGAAUUCUGUGGAUCGAAUUAGGGUGCCGAUAGACAGGUAUCAAUUUUCAUACAGAACGUCUGCGGAUGGGGUGGUGGUGAAAGAGUUGGGGUCUGAUGGCGAGUUGAGAGUGUUGUGGAGCAAGAAAGAGGCGUUUUGUUUUUUGUAUUCUUGGGAUGGGAAGUAUUUGGCUUUGGUCGUGGCAGAAAAGAGCGAGGCGAGCGACAAAGAGAGAGGCGAGAGGCAGAUGGUGUGGAUGACGAGUUUAUCUACCCGUCGAUGGGUUGAGAUUUUAGACGUGGAGAGGAUGGAGACGGUGAAGAUAAUAGACGAUGUACAGGGAGUAGAGGAGCACUUGUACUGGUCGCCGAAUAAUCGGUAUUUAGUGACGUGGCAGCCUUUAUCUUCGAACAGAAGUGGCGAAGUAGGGGAGCAAGGGGAGGAGAGGAAUGUGAAAAUUUGGAGAAUUCACGAUGGGAAGAAAGUCAUGUCUUGGAAGAGUGCGAAUCGACAAUGCUGGCCGAUGUUUCGGUGGACAGAUGAUGAGAAGGUGGCGGCUAGGUGGAAGAAUGGCCAAAUAGAGGUUUAUGAUUGGCAGUGGAUGGUGGAACGAGGGGAAGAGAAUGGCGUUGAAAAGUGUGUUAAAUUGGCGUGUAUAGGAAUUUCAGACUGGAGCUUGUCUAAGAGAUCGUUAGCGGUGUUUUUGCCUGAGAGGAGCGGUCAUCCAGCCAAAGUGUUUAUAUAUGGGCUGAACGUGCCUGUGUCUAAAUCGGAGAAGAGUGACGUGCAGUUGGUGAGUUCGGUUCCGAUGUCUACAGCGAGUUUUUUCCGUGCGGAUGAAGUGAAGUUUAUGUGGCAUUUUCGUGGUCAAGCUCUAUUGGUGUUCGCGAGGACUAAAACUGAUACGACUGGGAAGGCGUACUACGGGGAGACGUUUUUGUAUUACUUAUCGGCGGAUGGGAAGUACACAACUGGGGUGAGUUUGGAAAAAGAGGGUCCCAUUCACGACGUCCAAUGGAAUCCCAACGGACACGAUUUUACCGUGACGUAUGGAUUUAUGCCGUCUAAAACCACACUAUUUAAUAGGAAAUGUAAGGCGCUGGGGCACUUGGGCUUGGAUCCGAGAAACAAGGUAAUAUGGAAUCCACAUGGACGUAUUUUGUGUCUUGGCGGAUUCGGGCAAUUACCUGGAGAAAUGGACUUUUGGGACACAGUCAAGCUCGUCAAAUUGGGAUCUGCGGUCUCUUAUUGCAGCGGGUAUCACGAAUGGACUCCGGACGGAAAGUAUCUGAUUUCUGCUGUGACAUGGCCGAGAAUGCGCGUGGAUAAUCGCUACGAAAUUUUUGAUGUCAAGGGACGUUGUAUUGUCCGUGAACCUUGCCAGGAAAUGUGGAAAAUACAAUGGAGGCCUGUUCCUAACUGUCUCCCCGCUUAUGCAUCCCCUCCCACACAGGAUAUUGUUGUUCAGGAGCCUGUACGCCUAUGCGAGUCAACGAAACCUGAAUCUAGUCUCAAAUCCUUCGGCGACGGUUCCUCGCAAAAGGUCGGCAAAUCGACCGGAUCGGCCGAUCAGGCUCAGAAUAGCGGUGGCGCGUAUCGACACCCUAAUUGGUCGAAGACAUCAGACGCUUCUUGUAAUGGCGCAGAAGUUCCUGUCGCCUCCGAGACCCUGAAAAGGACGAUCGUAGGCGGCACCAAGAAGAUACCAAAAAAUGGAAAUAACCGACCUGUUCCCGGCGGCAAACCAAAAAAUCAGAAAAACAACAAAAUACUCUCAGCUCAAGGGUGACGAAAUAAAGUUCCCGCAUUUAAAACA
Molecule: messenger RNA, 1844 nt
Organism: Schistocerca gregaria
Lineage: Eukaryota; Metazoa; Arthropoda; Insecta; Orthoptera; Acrididae
Exons: 2
Coding region: 33-1817 (594 amino acids)
Biological process (GO): translational initiation
Cellular component (GO): cytosolic small ribosomal subunit
Molecular function (GO): protein binding; ribosome binding; tRNA binding
Source: RefSeq, a predicted model, not a curated record